CAAGGCGACUUUAGGAUAGCUAUCUAUAGCCAUAAUCCAAUGUUGUAAGGACUAAAAUGAGGUUGAUAAUAAGACCGGAAUCGUCGGUUUGGACUUCGCAUAAUGUCACUUGCCUAAUCAAUCAGGGCCGUUAAAUAAAAGGGAGGUUAGUCGGGUGACCUUGUUUCGGUUAGCGAUUCGGCAUCCUUGCUAGGAUUUCUAUUGUGACAUGAUGGUAUAUAGCAUCAAGUUUACCAUAGAGGUCGGUGUUUACUUCGAGGUUUUCUUUGUAGGUCGGAAGUAAGGCGAAGUAUCCCAUAAUCCAACAUGAAGGUGUUCCCUACAUUCGUCUGUCUUCUCGCCGGAGCUGUAGCAUCCGCCGCGUUACCGACCGAGAGUUCCGCUGGAACCAAUGGGUUCGGUGCGUCCAAGAUAACAUGGACAGGCCAAGUCAAGCCAGGUGAGCCUGCUGUGUCUAUCACAGGCACCGCAGAGGAAAUUUACACGCAGAUUACAAGAAUCAAUCCGAAUUACGACAACGAGUUGGGCCUGAAUAGCCCUCACUCUAGAGUGAAGAGGCGGGAUCUUGAACCCAUUAAAAAACGGGCGACAACGUCAGAUGACUGGACAUGCGCUUACGGGAACGACGUCAACGCCGAGUCGAUCGGCGUCGGGGUUAGAUAUUUGUACAGCAUUGCCAACGGGGACUGCGCUGCACCUCCUGGAAGUCCUGGGGAUGGCGGAUGUAGUGUCAGCAGUUGUAAUUCCGGCGCCGGCAUCUUUCUAUGCAACGACUCUAGUAACGAAUUGCAUAACGCUUGCUCCAUCGUUGCCGAUAAUGCUGUUGAGGUCUUGAUCAACUGCCAACAGAGUACAUAUAACGGCGGUAAUAGCUGGACUACAAACACUCAUGGACAAAUAUUCUCGAAGGAUCAUAGUUGGAACGUCAUACUUAACAGAUGCUAGGUAUGAUUCAAAAUUCCAAGAUGUUUGAUAGCCACAGUACAUUCUACCAAAGUCCCUCAAUAGGCAGUAACUAUGCGAGUGCUUGAAGGGUCG
Daldinia loculata is the source of this 1038-nucleotide messenger RNA. RefSeq lists its product as uncharacterized. Lineage: Eukaryota; Fungi; Ascomycota; Sordariomycetes; Xylariales; Hypoxylaceae. The coding region runs from base 307 to 945 and encodes 212 amino acids. The transcript is spliced from 6 exons. The record is from RefSeq and is a predicted model, not a curated record.